AUGGAUCUGUGUCUGGGUCUUCACCGAUGUCGUUUCAUUGUUUCAGCUGUAUAUUGUCCUGCUCUGACGGCCCCAGCUAACGGAGGGCUGAGUUCUGAGGGACCGAACUCCUACCCGGACGCGGUAACCUUCACCUGUAACCAGGGGUACGAACUGGACGGGACCGCUGUUUUAAUCUGCCAGGAUGACCAAGCCUGGAGUGCUCCUGUUCCUAUAUGCCAACCUGUACAUUGUCCUGCUCCGACGGCCCCAGCUAACGGAGGGCUGAGUUCUGAGGGACCGUACUACUACCAGGAUGUGGUGACGUUCACUUGUAACCGGGGAUACGAGCUGACCGGAGCCUCCAGUGUGUCCUGUCAGGCUAACGAAACAUGGAGUGACGAUGUUCCAACGUGCAUAUUUACAGCUUGUGUUCCCUUCGAGAACUUGGCUCUCACAGACUUAGUACCAGAAGGCUACAUCAUGUCACCCUUCUACCCUGGCAACUACCCAAAUAACGCCGACUGUUCUUGGACAAUCACUGCACCCUCAACUACAGUCAUCCAGCUGGACUUUGUGGAGACAUUUGACAUUGAGACUGGUCUUAAUUGCCCGUACGACUAUGUACAAGUCAUCGAUGGACAAAUCAGCUUUUCUCCAGUUCUGGGCAGACUAUGUGGAACCACCCUGCCUCCAACACUCCGGACGACCGGCAACGCCAUGACAGUCCAGUUCCAUACGGACUAUAGCGAGCCACGUGCAGGGUUCAAGGCCAAGUACAGUAUGAUUUUGCCAUGUCUUCUCCCGCCGGUGGCCCCGACAAACGGAGCCCUGAGUCCCGAAGUGGCGAACUACUACCAGGACGGCGUCAUCACGUUCUCCUGUAAUCCGGGGUACGAUCUGAACGGAGCAUCAAACGUGACCUGUCAGGCGGACCAAACAUGGAGUCAUCCUUCUCCUACAUGCACACUUACAGCAGCUUGUGUUGACGGCCAGAACCUGGCUCUCACAAGCUCAGCACCAGAAGGAUACAUCCUGUCGCCAAACUACCCUGACAACUACCUAGAUAACAUGGACUGUUCUUGGACAAUCACUGCACCUUCAGCCAUCCAGCUGGACUUUGUUGAGACGUUUGACAUUGAGUCUGGUGAUAAUUGCCCGUACGAUUAUGUACAAGUGCUAGAGGGACCAGUCAGUUCUUCUCCCGUCUUGGGCAAAUUCUGUGGAAACACACCGCCGCCGACACUCCGGACGACCGGCAACGUCAUGACAGUUCAGUUCCACACGGACCGCAGUGUGCCUCGUGCAGGGUUCAAGGCCAAGUACAGCAUUGCUGUACGAUGUCCUACACUGGCGGCCCCUGUGAACGGGGCGCUGGCACCUGUUGGCUCGAACUACUACCAGGACGUGGUGACGUUCACUUGCAACCAGGGGUACGAGCUGAACGGAGCCUCAAAUCUGACUUGUCAGGCUGAUACAACAUGGAGUGAUGCUGUUCCAACAUGCCAACCACCAGAAGGAUACAUCGUGUCACCAAACUACCCUGGCAACUACCCAAUUAACAUCGACUGUUCUUGGACAAUCACUGCACCCUCAGCCAUCCAGCUGGACUUCCUGGAGACAUUUGACAUUGGCCCUGGUACUAAUUGCCAGUACGACUAUGUACAAGUCCUCGAGGGAGCCAUCAGUUUUUCUCCAGUCCUGGGCAAAUUCUGUGGAGCCACCCUGCCUCCAACCAUGCGGACAUUUGGCAACGUCAUGACUGUUCAGUUUCACACGGACCACAGUAUAUCAAGUACAGGGUUCAAAGCCAAGUACAGUAUGGCUUUACCAUGUCGUCCCACGCCGGUGGCCCCGACAAACGGCGCGCUGAGUCCUGAGAGAGUGAACUACUACCAGGACGACGUCAUCACGUUCUCCUGUAAUCCGGGGUACGAUCUGAACGGAGCCUCAAACGUGACCUGCCAGGCUGACCAAACAUGGAGUGGUCCUUUUCCGACUUGCACACCACCAGAAGGAUAUAUCAUGUCACCAAACUACCCUAACAACUACCCAAAUUUCAUGGACUGUUCUUGGACAAUCUUUGCACCCUCGGCGUCAGUCAUCCAGCUGGACUUUGUGGAGACAUUUGACAUUGAGCCUGGUCUUAAUAUAUCCAGUUGCACCUACGAUUAUGUACAAGUCCUCGAGGGACAAAUCAGUACGUCUCCAGUCCUGGGCACAUUCUGUGGAGCCGCCCUGCCUCCGACACUGUGGACGGUCGGGAACGUCAUGACAGUCAAGUUCCACACGGACGGCAGUGUGCCACGUACAGGGUUCAAGGCCAAGUAUAGCAUGGUUUCAGCAGCUUGUGUUCACGGCGAGACCCUGACUCUCACAGACUCAGUACCAGAAGGUUACAUCAUGUCACCAAACUACCCCGGAAACUACCCAAAUAACGCCGACUGUUCUUGGAUAAUCACUGCACCCUCAACUACAGCCGUCCAGCUGGACUUUGUGGAGACGUUUGACAUUGAAUAUGGUGCUAAUUGCCUGUACGACUAUGUACAAGUUCUCGAGGACAAAUACUGUGGAGCCACCCCGCCUCCAACACUGCGGACAGUCGGUAACGUCAUGACAGUUCAGUUCCACACGGACUACAGUGAGCAACGUGCAGGGUUCAAGGCCAAGUACAGCAUCGCUGUACAAUGUCCUACUCUGACGGCCCCAGCUAACGGAGCGCUGAGUCCUACAGGAACGAACUCCUACCAGGACGUGGUAACGUUCACCUGUAACCAGGGAUAUGAACUGAAUGGAACCUCCAAUUUGACCUGCCAGGCGGACCAAAUGUGGAGUGAUUCUGCUCCAACUUGCACACUUACAGCUUGUGUUCAAGGCGAGAACUUGGCUCUCACAGACUCAGUAACAGAAGGGUACAUCAUGUCACCAAACUACCCUGACAACUACCCAAGUAACGCCGACUGUUCCUGGACAAUCACUGCACCUUCAGCCAUCCAGCUGGACUUUGUCACGUUUGACGUCGAACUCCAACAAAGUUGCCGGUACGAUUAUGUAAGAGUCCUCGAUGGACGAGGCAGUGCUUCUCCCACUUUGGGCAAAUUCUGUGGAGCCACCCUGCCUCCAACAGUGCGGACAGUCGGCAACGUCAUGACAGUUAAGUUCCGCUCAGACGGCAGUACGCAACGUACAGGGUUCAGAGCCAAGUACAGCAUUGUUAUUCAAUGUCCUGCUCAGACGGCCCCAGCCAACGGCGCCCUGAGCCCCGAGGUGGCGAACUACUACCAGGACGACGUCAUCACCUUCACCUGUAACCAGGGGUACGAACUGAACGGAGCCUCAAACGUGACCUGCAAGAAUGACACAACAUGGAGUCAUCCUGUUCCAACAUGCACACGUAAGACAGUUUGUAGUACAAGACAAUGUCCUACACUGGCGGCCCCAGUGAAUGGGGCACUGACACCUGUUGGAGCGAACUCCUACCAAGACUUGGUUACGUUCACUUGUGACCUAGGAUACGAGUUAGACGGUGCUUCCAGUGUUACUUGUCACGCCGACCAAACAUGGAGUGCUCCUGUCCCAAUAUGCCAACCUGUACAAUGUCCGUCUCUGACGGCCCCGGCGAAUGGAUUGCUGACACCUGUUGGAGCGAACUCCUACCAGGACGUGGUGACGUUCACCUGUAACCAUGGGUACGAGCUAGCCGGAGCCUCCAGUGUGAUCUGCCAGGCUGACCAAACAUGGAGUCAACAUAUUCCAACGUGCACACAAAUCGUCAUUACCACAACCAUGACAACGACGGAGUCUGUCUCUACCACGCUCUCGGAAACAACGGCAACGACUACAGAACCCACAACAACGGAGCCGAAAACAACGCUACCGGAAACAACUGUCACGACAACGACUACAGAGCCGACAACAGCGGGGCAUGAAACAACGCUACCCGAAACAACUGCCAUAACAACUACAGAGCUCACAACAACGUUACCGGAGACAACUAUGAUGACAACGAGUACAGAACCAACAACAACGAUGCCGGAAACAACGCUACCGGAAACAACUUCCGCAACAGCGACUACAACGCCCACGACAACGGUGCCAGAAACAACGCUACCGGACACAACGGUGCCUGAAACGACAGUGCCGGAAACAGCACUACCGGAAACAACUAUCGUGACAACGACUACAGAACCCACAACAACGGUGCCAGAAACAACCAUACCGGAAACCACCAUACCGGAGACAACAGUGCCGGAAAUAACGCUACCGGACACAACGGUGCCUGAGACAACACUACCGGAGACAACGAUACCGGAGACAACGAUACCGGAGACAACACUACCGGAAACAACGGAACCGGAAAUAACACUACCGGAAACAAUGCUACCGGAAACAACGCUACCGGAAACAACAGUGCCGGAAGCAACAGUACCGGAAACAACACCACCGGAAACAACGCUACCGGAAACAACGCUACCGGAGACAACGCUACCAGAGACAACGCCACCGGAAACAACGCUACCGGAAACGGCGCUACCGGAGACAACUGUCAUGACAACGACUACAGAAUCCACUACAACCCUGCCUGAAACCACGCCAUCGGAAACAGGCACAUUAUUGACGACAGAAUCCGUAGUGACGAUACCUGAAACAACAGCCACGAUGCCAACGACAGAAUCCACACCAACAGUUCCUGAAACGACAACCAAUAAGACAUGGGCCACGGACUCGUCGUCAACGAUGCUUGACACUACGUAUACUUCGACGGAAUCCGCCAGCGUGAAGCCGACAGAACAGCUAAGCACCAAGCAUCCUGAGGCUACAAAACCUGUACCGACAGAGGCACCGACUAUCGUGCAAAAGACAGACUUCGUCUUCACCACUACAACUAAAUCGACCGAAAAGCCAGUCAAUGCCAACACAGAAAAACCGAAGCCAAAGCCAACCGAGCCUCCAAAGGAAGACGAACCAGAAUCGUCUUCGUCUUCCCAGGUUGUAAUAAUCGCCGGGGCUGCUGGGGGCGGAGCUGCAGCGGUGGCGGGGGGAUGCGCCUGUGUGAUCAUGAUUCGGAGGAGGAAACUGCUCGCCGGUUCUCAAAAACGGGAGGAACUUGAACUAAUGGACCUCAAUAACGCUAAAGAAUAA
Branchiostoma belcheri (Belcher's lancelet) is the source of this 5121-nucleotide messenger RNA. RefSeq names its product CUB and sushi domain-containing protein 1-like. The coding region runs from base 1 to 5121 and encodes 1706 amino acids. The transcript has 23 exons. NCBI's taxonomy places the organism in Eukaryota, Metazoa, Chordata, Leptocardii, Amphioxiformes, Branchiostomatidae. The record is from RefSeq and is a predicted model, not a curated record.